Parastagonospora nodorum SN15 is the source of this 189-nucleotide messenger RNA. RefSeq lists its product as hypothetical. The coding region runs from base 1 to 189 and encodes 62 amino acids. The record is from RefSeq and is a predicted model, not a curated record. NCBI's taxonomy places the organism in Eukaryota, Fungi, Ascomycota, Dothideomycetes, Pleosporales, Phaeosphaeriaceae. The transcript has 2 exons.
AUGAGCAACAAACCUGCCCCGAAGUCCGAGGACAAAGCCGAGGAGUGGUCCGGCCCAGCGGCCACCAGAUUCGACAACAAAGCAUACAGCGAGUACUUUGAUCCGUGUCAAGAAGCCGCGGACAAAAGCAUACGAUGCUUGAAGCGCAAUGGCGGCGAGCGCGCCAUGUGUACAGAUUUCUUCCAGUAA